CCCGCGGCCAGCACAGCCAUGUCGGCGGCGGUGGCGGCUAGCUGGCAGGCGCCGUGGCGGGCGCUGGGAGCCCUGGGCCGGGAGCUGGCGGCCGAGUGGGCGGCGCAGGACGUUCGGGCCGCCCUUUGUCAGCUCCUGCUGCUCUGGCUGGGCCUCAGCCUGCUGGGCGUCUGCCUGGCCUGGCGCGCUUACGGUGGGGCGGUGGCCGCGCUCUGCUACCGUACGGGACCCGCCGCCCGUCGACCUCCCGGAACCGGCGCCGGCCUCGGCCUGAGCACCGGCACCACCUCCGGGUCCGCCCGGCCCCGCGCGCACUCCCUCUCCCCCGCCAGCCCGGCCGGCCGGAACGGCGGUGCCGAGAGGCACUACCCGCCCCGAGAGGGCCCAGCUGCGGAGCCAGUGAAGACACACCGGGAGUGAGGAGCACUGAGACCCACAGGGCACUGCCCGCACCAUUAAAGCGCUGUGCCCUA
This is a messenger RNA of Phalacrocorax carbo (great cormorant), 473 nucleotides long. NCBI's taxonomy places the organism in Eukaryota, Metazoa, Chordata, Aves, Suliformes, Phalacrocoracidae. The record is from RefSeq and is a predicted model, not a curated record.